AUGCGAGGAAUGUUCCAAGAAGCAGAAAUGAAGACCCACGUCACACCCCCAGCCCCGUACACCGUAAUUUCAAGUGGGCGCUGGGACUCUUGGCAGGGUCGCGUUCCGGCGCCGAGGGCCUCUGCGGAGCCUGGCGCCCGUUCAGGUUCACAGAACAAUGACACUAAAAGACAGUUUCUUCUAGAACGGCUACUGGAUGCAGUUAAACAGUGUCAAAUACGGUUUGGAGGAAGAAAAGAAAUUGCUUCAGACUCUGAUAGCAGAGUCACUUGUUUAUGUGCUCAGUUUGAAGCUGUGUUACAGCAUGGUCUGAGGAGGAGUCGAGGAUUAGCAUUAACAGCAGCAGCGAUCAAACAGGCAGCGGGUUUCUCCAGUAAAGCUGAAACAGCUCCAGUGUUUUGGUACUAUGUGAAAGAAGUUCUGAAUAAACAUGAACUGCAACGCUUUUACUCUCUGAAGACAAUUAAUACAGAUAUUGGUAGAGGUCGGGCUUGGUUGCGCUGUGCAUUAAAUGAACAUUCCCUGGAAAGAUAUGUUCAUAUGCUGCUUGCAGAUAAGAAUCGACUCAGUGUCUUCUAUGAAGACUGGUCUUUUAUGAUGGAUGAAGAACGUUCUAGUAUGAUACCUACAAUGGCAGCUGGUCUGAACUCCAUUCUUUUUGCAAUCAACAUUGAUAAUAAGGAUUUAAAUGGGCAGAGCAAAUGCACACCCACCGUGUCUGAUUUGUUAAAGGAAUCGACGCAAAAUGUAACCUUGUUAUUGAAAGAAUCCACUCAAGGUGUUAGCAGCCUUCUUAGAGAAAUAACUGCGUCAUCUGCUGUCUCGAUUCUAAUAAAAUCUGAUCAAGACACUGACCCACUUCCUGUUCUCUCAAAGAAUGUAAAUGCUGAUUUGAAAUAUAAAAAAGAUCGAAAAAAGAAGAAGAGAGUGACAAAUAUUAUCUCAUUUGAUGAAGAGGAAGAUGAGCAAAAUUUGGGGGAUGCCACGAAGACUGUGAUUACAGGAGAAAGUUCAGAGGAGAGUCUAGACAGAUCUUCAGUUUUUGUAUUACCCUCAUCUGAAAGGACUCGUGGAAAAAACUUAAAUGAGAAUGAACGCAACCAUUCGUGGAUGAGCAAUUCAGUAUUCAUAAAUGGAGAAUAUGAAUACCAGAAACUAGAUGUGAAGAGCAUUGACGAUGAAGAUGCAGAUGAGGAUGAGCUAUAUGGAAAAACAUUAGGAAAUAAAGGCACAGAUGGUGAAACUGAAGCUUCGGAAAAGCCUCAUGAAAUAGGCACAUGCAAUUCUCAGAUAUGCAGUUGGACUCCUCUGCAGGUCCUGAAUGAUGACUCAGAUAUUCUAUUUCCUGUCAGUGCUGUUGGCUCUUACUCCCAAACGGGUGAUGUGGAGAAUGGGGAGGGGCAUGAACAUGUUGUUCAUGCGGUGGAAUUGAUUCCCAGAAGAUCUGACCUUCCUUACAGAGUGGAAGUCAGUCCUCCAGCUCAAGUGAAUACUUUAAGCAGUAUGUUGCCUUCAGCCACUGUGCCAGAAUCCAUGACAAUUCAUGAACUUCGUCAAGCCAUCGUGGCCAUGAUGAAUAGAAAGGAUGAACUGGAAGAACAGAAUAGGUCUCUGAGAAAUCUGCUUGAUGGAGAGAUGGAACAUUCUGCGGUGCUAAGGCAGGAAUUGGACAACUGGAGAAGGAAAGCAGCAGAACAGGAAGAGCGACACGCCACAAAAGUCCAAGCCUUGGCACGAGAAAAUGAGGUGCUGAAAGUGCAGCUGAAGAAGUAUGUGGGAGCUGUCCAGAUGCUCAGAAGAGAAGGUCAAACAGUGGAAGUUCUGCCAAACAUUUGGAGUACUGAUGGUGAAUUUACUGUUCCAGAACAAAAGCAAGUAGAAAACAAUGAAGAACUAGCCAGCUCUUACGAAAGGAAAUUGAUUGAGGUAGCUGAAAUGCAUGGGGAACUGAUUGAAUUCAAUGAGAGGCUGCACCGUGCUCUGAUGGCUAAAGAAGCUCUUGUGUCCCAGAUGAGACAAGAACUAAUUGAUUUGAGAGGGCCGGUCCCUGGAGACUUGAGUCAAACAUCUGAAGAUCAGAGUUUGUCAGAUUUUGAAAUAUCAAAUCGUGCUCUUAUUAAUGUUUGGAUUCCCUCAGUCUUUCUGCGUGGAAAAGCCGCUAAUGCGUUCCAUGUUUACCAGGUUUAUAUUAGGAUAAAGGAUGAUGAAUGGAAUGUUUAUCGAAGAUACGCGGAGUUCAGAAGCUUGCAUCAUAAAUUACAGAAUAAAUAUCAGCAAGUGAGGACUUUUAACUUUCCACCAAAAAAGGCCAUUGGAAACAAGGAUGCGAAGUUUGUAGAAGAGCGACGCAAGCAGCUACAAAAUUACCUAAGGAAUGUAAUGAACAAAAUUAUUCAAACUGUGCCAGAAUUCACAGCCAAUCCCAAAAAAGAGACUCUUAUUCAGCUGAUGCCCUUUUUUGUUGAUAUUCCACCUUCUGGAGAACCAUUAAGCAAAAGCAAUUGCUCGAGAGUGGCUACACGCUUCCCCAAACUAUCUCGCAGCCAUCAAAGAGAGCCACGAAGCCUGGAACCUCAGAGUGGUGAUCUCUGA
Opisthocomus hoazin is the source of this 2592-nucleotide messenger RNA. The record is from RefSeq and is a predicted model, not a curated record. NCBI's taxonomy places the organism in Eukaryota, Metazoa, Chordata, Aves, Opisthocomiformes, Opisthocomidae.